GGCUCUCGCAGCGGCGGAAGAGCAUGGCGACGAGACCAGACCAGACCGCCGCGGGGCUGGGCACGGUUGAUAGACUGGGCAUGGACGCUGGGACGGAAGACGAGCGCGAGCCUGACUGCAUGCUCUGUGCACUGACCUCGGGGACUAUCGUGACGUCGGUCGGCCUGUAUCUCGCCCGCGACGUGGUGGUCCGGCCCAAGGCAUUUGCCGCGUCAAAGGCUGCCCGUCCGCUCGGCGCCGUCGUCGCCGCCAUCUGCAUCGGACUGGGUGGCACGAACCUGGUCAAGGCAUGGACCGAGUGGCAGAACGGCGCCAGCCUGCCCUGGAGCGCCGAUCCGGUUGUACCUGGCUUUGGCAAGCUGGCGUCCGGACGCAGUGGCUCCGCCGCUGGAUCGUCCGGAUGAGUGAGGAGACUCGCGUUCCGGACCGAGCACCGAGCUGCUGCUCAUCUCCACGCCCGACACCGAUCGCUGGAGCCAUAGAACCGCAAUCAUCA
Thecamonas trahens ATCC 50062 is the source of this 496-nucleotide messenger RNA. RefSeq lists its product as uncharacterized. The record is from RefSeq and is a predicted model, not a curated record. Lineage: Eukaryota; Apusomonadida; Apusomonadidae. Bases 24 to 404 code for a protein of 126 amino acids. The transcript has a single exon.